Molecule: messenger RNA, 542 nt
Organism: Varroa destructor (honeybee mite)
Lineage: Eukaryota; Metazoa; Arthropoda; Arachnida; Mesostigmata; Varroidae
Product: ATP synthase F(0) complex subunit g, mitochondrial-like
Biological process (GO): proton motive force-driven ATP synthesis
Molecular function (GO): proton transmembrane transporter activity
Source: RefSeq, a predicted model, not a curated record
ACGCGUAUUUGCAAACAUCCGCAGACGACCACCCCAUCGUCCCUGCUGAGAUCGGAAGGUCAGUUAGAUUCGGCAAUCGGAAAUUUCUCUUUAAAAAGUUGCAAAAAUGUCUGUGGCUCGAGCCGUUUCGGUGCUCAAGCCAAAAAUCGGCACUUUCCUGAAGUACGCUCGUGUCGAGCUUGUACCGCCUUCUCCUGGAGAAUUGUCUCAGGUGUUUUCAGGCUUCGGUCAGCUGAUGCGCUCGGCACGAACUGGCGCGUGGAAAAACCUGACGGUGAGAGAAGCUACCAUUAACACUAUUGUCGGACUUGACGUGGUCUUCUGUUUUUUCAUUGGAGAGUGCGUAGGGAAAAGGUCACUUGUUGGUUAUAAUGUUUAACGAAGCCAGAAUUACACGAUUAUAAUAGUAGGAGAAUGUCAGAUGCCUUGAGGCGAAUGACGUUCGCGUUCUCGAAUUAAAUAUAUAUGAGCGCAUAAACGCUUUAGAAGCAUUAAGAAUGAAUAAAAAAAGGAUAUAAUAUUUGCUGUGUAAAGUAGUAGUA